This is a messenger RNA of Paramecium octaurelia, 983 nucleotides long. The record is from the annotation of a GenBank genome assembly. Lineage: Eukaryota; Ciliophora; Oligohymenophorea; Peniculida; Parameciidae.
AUGAAUUAAUAGAUAUCAUAGGAAUAUUUCAUUUAGAAAUUUUCAUCUUUACAUUUGAGUGAGAGUAAGAAUGAAUUUAAGCCUAGCUGAUGAUGAUACCUCAAGAAGUGAAAGUCCUGUUUUGGAUUCCAGAUUAAUGGAGUUUGUGAGUGGAUUGCCAGCUCAUAUAAAAAUAAAAUUAGAAAAUUUCAAACCAAGCUAAAACUUCUAACUUUCUAAACAAAACGACGGGAGCAUCUACUUUGGCAUGAUGGAGGACAGCCUAAAACACGGAAUCGGUAUUUAACUAUGGCCCAAAAUUGGAAAUUUAUUAAAAGGGUAUAAAUGAAUAUUUAAGUUUUCUUAGGACUUGGUAAAAUGAUUUACUGGAAGGUGUGUGUACAAUGUAUUAUUCUAAUGGAGACAUGUAAUUAUAAUAAAAUUAUAGUAGUUUUGAAGCUCAAUUCUCGCAAGGCAAGACUGUAGGAUUUGGUAUGUUUAAAUCGGAAAAAAAAGUUGUAAAAGGUAUAAAUACUUGUAAAUUAUUUUAGGGAUCUGGAUAAACAAUUAGCUCUAGGGUGAAGGACAAGAGAUAAAGAGUGAUGGUACUACUUAUCAAGGAUAGUUUUGGGACGGGAGGAAGCAAGGGAGAGGCAUACAAAUGUUUAGCGACGGCUGCAAGUAGAAUUCUUUAAUAAAUCUUUAGAUAUAUAGGAUUCUUUCAAAAUAAUAAAUUUGAAGGAGAUGGACUAUUUACAUGGAGUGACGGUAGUUAUUACUAAGGCCAAUUUCACCGAGGAUUAAUUAGAGGAUUUGGGAAUUACAGUAAUAAUAAUGGUCUUCAAUUAAUGGGGCAGGUAUUAUAUUUUAAUUGAGUUUAUUAGUUUUAAGAAAUUAAAAAAUCAGAAUUGCCAGAAUAGAAUCUCAAUAAAAAUAUACAAACAAUAUCAUUUUUGAACUAAUAUAACUAAACAUUGCUGAUCGAAAAGAUACGCAUUCUCUGA